AAUCUUCAACGCUCAAUAAAAGUGUACGGUGGGCGGCAGGAUUCAAUAUUCUGAAAAGUGACUGCAAGAACGGUUGAUCGCAAGACAAGCGAAGUGAUAUUUUUUGUAGUUCUACCGUGUGCGAAUAUACGAGAAUAAAGUUAUCGAAGUAUUAAUUGUGCAAUUGUACUAAGAAAUAACAGUUUUACCGUAUUAUUUGCGCAACUUUUUGAUUGUGACAAAUUUUGUAAAAAAAAGGAUCCAAAAUGACAGAAGACGUGACCAUGGUUGAGAAUGGAGGAGAGGUCGAAACCUUCGCCUUUCAAGCCGAAAUUGCUCAGUUGAUGAGCCUUAUUAUUAAUACUUUCUAUUCCAACAAAGAAAUCUUCAUCCGAGAACUGAUUUCCAAUUCAUCAGAUGCAUUGGACAAAAUUCGUUAUGAAUCUCUCACAGAUCCAUCCAAGCUGGAUACAUGUAAAGAGUUGUUCAUCAAGAUCAUCCCAAAUAAAAAUGACCGUACACUGACUAUUAUCGAUUCAGGUAUUGGUAUGACAAAGGCUGAUCUGGUGAAUAAUUUGGGAACCAUUGCAAAAUCUGGUACAAAGGCUUUCAUGGAAGCAUUACAAGCUGGUGCAGACAUCUCCAUGAUUGGGCAAUUUGGUGUUGGUUUCUACUCUGCAUAUUUGGUAGCUGAUAAAGUGACUGUUAUUUCUAAGCACAAUGAUGAUGAACAAUACGUAUGGGAGUCAGCAGCAGGUGGUUCAUUCACUGUAAGACUUGAUAAUGGAGAACCGCUUGGACGAGGAACCAAAAUCAUUCUGCACAUCAAGGAGGAUCAGACAGAGUAUCUGGAAGAAUCAAAAAUUAAAGAAAUUGUAAAGAAGCAUUCACAGUUCAUUGGCUAUCCAAUUAAAUUGCUAGUCCAGAAAGAGAGAGAAAAGGAACUAAGCGAGGAUGAGGAAGAAGAACCAACCAAGGAUUUAGAAACUGAAGAUGAGAAGCCUAAAAUUGAAGAUGUUGGUGAGGAUGAAGACGAGGAUAAGAAAGAUGAAAAGAAGAAAAAGAAAAAGACUAUUAAGGAAAAAUACACAGAAGAAGAAGAACUGAACAAAACAAAACCCAUCUGGACUAGGAAUCCUGAUGAAAUUACUCAAGAGGAAUAUGGUGAAUUCUAUAAGAGCUUGACAAAUGAUUGGGAAGACCACCUAGCUGUGAAACACUUCUCAGUGGAGGGUCAAUUGGAAUUCCGUGCUUUACUGUUCAUUCCCCGUAGAGCACCUUUUGACCUCUUUGAAAAUAAGAAACGUAAGAACAACAUCAAGCUCUAUGUAAGACGAGUCUUUAUCAUGGACAACUGUGAAGAUCUUAUACCUGAAUAUCUCAACUUUAUCAAGGGUGUGGUAGACAGUGAAGAUCUUCCACUGAACAUAUCUCGUGAAAUGCUCCAACAGAACAAAAUUCUCAAAGUUAUCCGUAAAAACCUUGUAAAAAAAUGUUUGGAACUCUUUGAAGAAUUAGCUGAAGAUAAAGAGACUUAUAAGAAGUGCUACGAGCAGUUCAGCAAGAAUAUAAAAUUGGGCAUUCAUGAGGACAGUCAGAAUAGGAAGAAGUUAGCAGAUUUAUUGCGCUACCACACUUCUGCAUCAGGAGAUGAGGCUUGCUCUCUCAAGGAAUAUGUAGGACGUAUGAAGGAGAAUCAGAAACACAUCUACUACAUCACUGGUGAGAGUAAGGAUCAAGUAGCCAAUAGCUCCUUUGUAGAGCGUGUCAAGAAACGCGGUUUCGAAGUCAUUUAUAUGACUGAACCCAUCGACGAGUAUGUUGUUCAGCAGCUGAAGGAGUACGACGGCAAACAAUUGGUAUCAGUCACCAAGGAGGGUCUGGAGUUACCAGAGGAUGAGGAAGAAAAGAAGAAGCGUGAGGCGGACAAAGUCAAAUAUGAAAACCUUUGCAAGGUCAUGAAAGACAUCCUUGACAAGAAAGUUGAGAAAGUUGUUGUGUCCAACAGGCUAGUUGAUUCUCCAUGCUGCAUUGUAACAUCCCAGUAUGGAUGGACAGCAAAUAUGGAGAGGAUUAUGAAAGCCCAGGCACUCCGUGACACCUCAACUAUGGGAUAUAUGGCAGCCAAGAAACAUUUAGAAAUCAAUCCGGAUCAUCCGAUUAUUGAAACACUGAGACAGAAAGUUGAGGCUGACAAACACGAUAAGUCUGUUAAGGAUCUGGUAAUGUUGCUCUUUGAGACUGCUCUCUUGUCUUCAGGAUUUGCCUUGGAAGAUCCUCAAGUCCAUGCAUCAAGAAUUUACAGAAUGAUCAAAUUGGGUCUCGGUUUUGAUGAUGACGAUACGCCAGCUGUAGAGAUUGAAGAAAUGAGCACUGAGGCUCCACCAUUAGAAGGCGAGUCAGAGGAUGCAUCUAGGAUGGAAGAAGUAGAUUAAAAAUUUGAUCGUUUCUUUUCUGACAUCUUCUGAAAAAUCCAAAGACACGUUAUGUUGUGUAAGUCGUAGGGAGAAGACUGUUUAUCGUUACUUUUCAAAGUAUUUAAGUAUAUUUUAUGAAUAAGUCCAAUAGAUUCACGUAUUAUUGCAAAAAAGGUAAUAAAAUUAUAUUUAUUUUCAUAAGCGAGCAUCAUUACAUCUUCAGCCUUUGUAAAAACAUUUUUAUAUCAUCCUUUUUUUUUAGUCGAAUUUGAGUUAAUAGGUCGUUACUAAUUAUUAAUCAUUCCAGAAAUUACUGUUAAAAUAAGGUUACAAAAAAUUGCGUUUAUCUUGUGUUGUGCGCAAUAAAUACUCCAAUAUUAUA
This is a messenger RNA of Cephus cinctus (wheat stem sawfly), 2778 nucleotides long. RefSeq names its product heat shock protein 83. The transcript is spliced from 3 exons. The coding region runs from base 246 to 2414 and encodes 722 amino acids. The record is from RefSeq and is a predicted model, not a curated record. Gene Ontology annotation, molecular function: ATP binding; ATP hydrolysis activity; disordered domain specific binding. Gene Ontology annotation, cellular component: protein-containing complex; plasma membrane; perinuclear region of cytoplasm. Gene Ontology annotation, biological process: cellular response to heat; protein folding; protein stabilization. NCBI's taxonomy places the organism in Eukaryota, Metazoa, Arthropoda, Insecta, Hymenoptera, Cephidae.